CUUCUUAAACAUGUUAAAAAGGGAAGAUAAUUGUCUCCAAUCGGUAUAGACAAUGAACCACAUGUACAAGGUACUACCUACAUUUCGUAUAUAUCAGACCUCAACAAAAUAACCAGUGAGCAAUAUUGCUAAUAUCUUGACGAUCUUAACAAAUGAUUAAACAUGCCGACGUUAGUUUACCUUAUCAUAUCUUUGAUUAAUGUAACGGUAUAUGCAGAUUGCUGUCGAAUAGUACGACAAGAUAAUCAAACAAUUGCAGAUUGCACCAGACUUAAAUUAAAUGAUGUUCCGAUAGAUUUACCAUUGGAUAUAGUAGGUCUUGAUCUGAGCUACAAUCAAAUAUCGAUUAUUAAAAACAAUGUCUUUGAAUCUUUUUCAAAUUUGACUACACUAACGAUGGAUUUUAACAAUCUUCAUACCAUACAUGAAGAUGUCUUUAAAGGUUUAAAACACUUACGAUGGCUUUCAAUGAAUCACAAUCACCUUAACAUAUCGUCAAAAAUAUUUGGACUUGUACUUAGACCGUUAUUAGGUCUACAACACUUAGAUAUCAGAUACAAUAUAAAUAAAACGUUGAAUAAAGAAGGACCUAUUGUUUAUCCCUACUUCGGAAACCUGACAUAUUUAACCAAUUUAUAUAUGGAUCUUGCUCAAAAACCACUCUUUAAGUUAAGUGGAUUAAAAAAACUGUUGCAACUUAAGACCAUAAAAUUUGCAAAAUGUUAUUUGAACCAGAUGUCUAAUGACACCUUGGUAGAUUCACCAUCAACCAUUACUGCAAUCUACUUUCACAGGUGUGUCGGUACAAUAAAGAUUGUAGAAGCAGAUUUUUUAAAGCCGUUUCCUUUACUUCAGAUUUUAAGUAUCGAUGGAGCAGAUGUGCCGUUAGAAGAUGCUUUAAAACUUCUUCAACCUUUUUUGCAGAAAAACUUGACCUCUAUCACUUUCAAAGGGAUUGUAUCAAGUAAUCCUGUGUUUAUUACCUGUGAAAUGGUUAAAUAUUUGCAGCGUAUUUGUGUAAAAACUCUUGUUAUAGCAAAAUGUAAUAUUGUAGGAUAUGAGGAAAAGUCUCUACUAACAUUUGAUUAUCCUGAAUGUCUAGAAAAUAUUGUACUCUCAGGCAACCGAUUUUCAAUAGCACUUGGAUCUCAUUUCACGGAUCUGGUAGUAUUAAUGAAGAAAGCAAUAAAUAUAAGAUAUUUUGACUUAUCGUAUAAUGCUAUUAAUUUCAACAAUAUUGAAUACUGCAAUUUGAACGUACUUGAAAAUCCUUUUUAUAGAAAAGAAGUAUAUAUCGAAGGCUGCAAAAUUAAAACUGGAACUGACAAUGGAAUUGAAAUUUACAACUCAGAAUUUUUGAACUCUCAAAUAGUUAAUGAAUCAAAAGUUACAAUAGCUUUGCCUGCAAAGCUCACAUUUCUACGAGUAUCCCAUUACAUGACAUCAUAUACUGAGACAGAACAAAAGUUAAUUAUAACUAAUGCAAGUAAUCUCAGAUAUUUAGAUUUCUCGUACUGGCAGAUUAAGCAGUUUCCUGAAAUAUAUUCUGAGACUCCUUUUAAUGUUAAAUACAUGGACAUUUCUGGACUUAAUGCAAGUAUUCUAAUUCAUGAGACGUCAAUACCGGUUUUUCAAAAUGUCCAGACCGCUAUUUUGAAAAAUGCAAUGCUGGGUCUAACAAUUGGAAAGAAUGGCAAAGUCUUUCAACUAUUUCCGGCCGUAGCAAAACUAGAUAUAUCAUAUAACAACUUAUGGUAUCUAGAUAAAGAUGCCUUUGAAACAAACGUAAACUUGUCAAAUGUCAAUAUUGCACACAAUUUACUGCAAGCUAUACCUAUAGCCGUGUUAGAUGUGCCUAACUUAAGUAAACUGGAUAUAAGUUACAACCGCCUUCAAACAAUAAAUAAAACAUUUAGAGAUUGGAUGGAUGUGAAAAGUUAUGGAGGAAUAUUUCAUUUGUCGAUAGAAGGAAACAGUCUUAAAUGUACUUGCGACACGUCAGAUUUUAUAAGGUGGAUUUUCAGCACAGAUGUCGUUUUUGAUCGGGUCAAUAAAAAUUUCAGCUGCACACUGACGAAUGGAUCAGAAAGUAACACGGUGGUUAUCUACACACGAUUUCACGAACAUUUUGGCAACUGCAAUAACAAAAAUUGGUUGCGCCUAGGAAUAGGACUUCUUGUUGCAUUCGUCGUGGUGACUGUUCCGUUGGCAGUGAUUUUUAAUUUCCGAUGGAAAAUAACUUUUUGGAUAUAUCGUAACUUUAAAAGAGUUGUAGCAGACAGAUUAGAAAGAAAAUUUAAUUAUGACAUUUACUUGUCAUAUGCUGAUGACAUGCUUCAGUGGGUUCAAGGUGAUUUUCUUCAGAGAAUAGAGACGUCGUGGCACAUGAAAGUAUGCGUGGAAGACCGCGAUUUCAAACUUGGAGUGCCGAAAGCAGACGAAAUAGCAAAUGCUAUAGCUGGCAGCAAACAUGUUAUAUUUAUCAUGUCUGAGUCGUACAAAGAUAACGAGUGGAACAAAUUUGUAAUCGAAAGAGUCACGUUCGAAAAAUGCAGAAAUUACUUACAAAAAAUAAUAAUAGUAGUAAAACAAGCGUCAGUUAAUAGUGUUCCACACGAGUUAGACGGCAUUCUACAAUAUGUCACUAUAAUAAACUGGGCUGACAACGAGACUGGCUGGGACAAACUGCGCAUGUCAUUGUUCACUGAUUCCUUUUAAUCAGUGCAAUAGUUAUCAAUGAUAUAGCAUACACAAACAAUUUUGAUUAUACAGUAUGUACAUUAGCUAUAAGGAAAUUGUUAAAAGAUAAAUCUUCGACUAUU
Molecule: messenger RNA, 2822 nt
Organism: Mytilus trossulus (common blue mussel)
Lineage: Eukaryota; Metazoa; Mollusca; Bivalvia; Mytilida; Mytilidae
Product: toll-like receptor 4
Exons: 2
Coding region: 163-2718 (851 amino acids)
Biological process (GO): toll-like receptor signaling pathway; inflammatory response; immune response
Cellular component (GO): plasma membrane
Molecular function (GO): protein binding; transmembrane signaling receptor activity
Source: RefSeq, a predicted model, not a curated record